AUGGCCGACGGCGGCGCCCCUGGCAUCCAACCCCACCGGCCGGUGGUGUGGCAUAUCCCCCAGACGGGAGAGGUCUUUACUUCGUACGAGGCGUACUUGAAGCGGAUGGACUUUUACAAGCAGGUAACACACAAACGCCGCCCUGGACCCGGCACCCCGUGGGAGAGAGGAAUGAAGGCUCACCGACCCCGUCAACAGCGCAGGUUCAACGACCAGAUCACCGGCCAUUCCGGAUUGACCUUUUUCGAGGCUUUCUCCAGCGAGGUUCGCCGCUCCAUCGUGCCCCCGUGCCCCCGUGUCCCCGUCCCCCGUCUGCCCGUCUUCCCGCCUCGGGGAUGGCACUUGUUCGCCGCUGACCCUCCUGCUUCGCAGCUUGCCGGCGGUCGUGAGGUCGAGGCCGCCUUUCCAGAGGCUCUCAAGGGCCCCAUCCUCCGCAAGGUCCAGUUCCAGAUCGUUUCCCGGCUCGACAACCUCGUGGACAUGAUCUACGACGAAUUCAAGCGCGACUUUUACCCGGGCGAGGAGGUUACCGUCACCAUGGAUGGCGGGGAGCGGGUCCACGGUCUCGUUCGAGACAAGACAACCUUUGGCCCCAGGAUCCUCUCGGAUGGCUCCCGAUCCCAGCCGGUCACCCGCUAUCACGUGAACCUCAAGGACACGGAGGAUGAGAGCAUGGUGACGGACGAGCACAUCUGCCGCGACCGGGGCAUCUUCACAAAGGCCAUGCUGAGGUCCUUUAUCAAGAAGACGGUCGCUCGGGAGGCGUGGAACGGCGCACCCUGGCUCGUCAAGCACGAAUACGCGAACCAGUACCACAUCGACACGAGGGUGCCCCCGCAUCUCCGGCACGACACGAAGCUCCAGGAGCGUAAGCAGCUGCAGGCUCGGAAGCGUGCGGCGGCCCCGCCUGACGUCAACGGCCACGGGUCCCAUCUGCAAUCCGGUCCCGUCAGGCUACCCGAGCUCAAGCCGGCCCCCAAGAGCCAGAAGGGCAAGCAUGGCCAGCAUCCAAAGGCCAUCAAGUGGCCGCUGGGCAUGUCCGUCAACGGCGCCCACGCCGUCAACGGUGUCCACGCCGUCAACGGCGGCACGUACCCGCCCGGCCACUACCGAGACCACCGAGCCGCCGCGGAUCCGACGCCGACGCCUCCGCCGCCGCCGCCGCCGCCGCCGCCCAAGUACCCGAUAGAGGACCUGCAGCUGGAGCCCAGGGAGGGAAGCGUGCGGCCUCGACUCAGGUUCAUGUGCCGGGACCCUCCGGUCGAGGUCGACGACGACGACGGCGCCGCGUCGGCCUACGGCAACAUCGACAUGGCCUCGGUCGGCUCGCUGCUGGAGACGUGGGACAGCCUCAACGUCUACUGCGAAAUCUUCCAACUCGACUCCUUCACCUUUGACGACUUCGUCGAAGCGAUGCAGGUGGCUUCGACCGAGGUCCCGGUUCAGCUGUUCGACGAGAUCCACUGCUCCGUCCUGAAGAUCCUCGUCGAUUCGGAAAAGGACGGCGGCCGAGUGCGCAUCACCCUUCCCGAGCUCGAGGAGGUCGACGCCGAGGCCGGCGACGACGACGACGACGACGACGCAGAGACGGCCGAGCCCGAGCCCGAGCCCGCGCCGAAGCCGAGCGGGCGCGCGACGAGGGGCAGCCUCGCCAAGCUCGAGGCCGAACGUCUCGCGGCCGAGGCGGCGGCGGCCGAGGAGGAGACGCUGCGGGCGGAGCUGGAGUCGAAGCACCGCGCCGACGAGCUGCUCAGGGGGUACGACUGGAUCGAGCACCUUCGAAGACGAGACUUUGCCCGCGGUGGGUGGGAGCGAAUCGUCGUCGGCCUCCUGCACCAGCUGUCCAAGCAGGAGCGCUACGAGACGGUGUGCGAGGAGCUCCUCCACCAGCUCGUCCCGCCCGGCACGGAGCCGACGCAGGAGGCGGUGCAGGAGAGGUACGGCGCGCUCGACGUCAACCACCGCGUCCGGGCGCUCCAGCUCCUGUGCAUGCUCACGAUGGAGACGAAGGCGGUCCGGGGCUUCAUGGAGGACUGCAGCGAGACCAUGACCAAGUACCGCAAGGAACGGAUCGAGUGGCAGAGGCAGCGCAAGCAAGCGACCGAGGACCUGCGUCAGCUCAACGACGAGCGAAAGGCGCUGCUGCCCGAGGGCACGCCGUCGGAGGAGGCGGCCAAGGUCGACGAGGACGGCAAGGCGGCGGACCUCGAGGACUCUCAGCUCGAGAGGGACGACGAGGCCGAGGUCAGCAACGACGAACGAAAGGCGCACGCUCCGACGGGCCGCAUCCGGCAGGCGGCGGAGAAGCAGCGCAGGCGCGAGGAGGAAAAGGAGCGGCUGGCCAAGGAGAAGAAGGAGCUGGCGGAAAAGGCGCGCAAGGAGGCGGUCAAGCUGCCGGGUCCGCAGAUGAAGCAGUACAACAAGCUCCUCAAGGAGAUUCAGAAGAAGGAGGGCAUCAUCAAGGAGUGCGAGGUCGAGAUGGCCAUCAUCGAAAACGACCUGCGCGAGGCCGACUGCCCGAGGACGCGGGUGCUGGGCAAGGAUCGGUUCUGGAACCGGUACUACUGGUUCGAGCGCAACGGCAUGCCGUACGGCGGCCUGCCCAACAGCUCGACGGCCGACGCCGAGUACGCCAACGGGUGCCUCUGGGUGCAGGGUCCCGACGAGCUCGAGCGCGAGGGGUACAUUGACGCGCCGGCCGAGCUGCAGGACGAGUACAGGGCUCGCUUCAAGAUGACGAUCCCGGAGCGCAAGGCGACGGAGGAGGGCGGGACGAGCGUCUUCAACGCGCGGCAGUGGGGCUACCUGUCGGAGGCCGAGGACGUCGAACGGCUGAUCCACUGGCUCGACCCCCGCGGCUUCAACGAGCUCAAGCUCCGCAAGGAGCUGGUCCACUACAAGGAGAGGAUCGCGACGCACAUGAGGAAUCGCGGCAGGUACCUCAAGGCCGAGGCCGAGGACGAGGUCAAGGAGGAGGCGGUGGUGAAGCGGACGAGCUCCCGGAUCCGCGAGAGGACGCCGGAGGCGCGCAGCUACCGAUGCGCGCGGUGGGUGAACACGAUGGCGCUCGACGAGCUCGGCCACCUGCACAGCCAUCCGCCGCCGCCGCCGCGGGCGAAGAAGCAGUCGAGGAAGCGGGAGGCGGCCGCCGAGCCGACGGGCAGGGGGGCGAACAAGGCGCGGCGCAAGUGA
Molecule: messenger RNA, 3192 nt
Organism: Drechmeria coniospora
Lineage: Eukaryota; Fungi; Ascomycota; Sordariomycetes; Hypocreales; Ophiocordycipitaceae
Product: DDT domain-containing protein
Exons: 4
Coding region: 1-3192 (1063 amino acids)
Source: RefSeq, a predicted model, not a curated record